This is a messenger RNA of Anas platyrhynchos (mallard), 2259 nucleotides long. RefSeq names its product centrosomal protein 76 (gene CEP76). The record is from RefSeq and is a predicted model, not a curated record. NCBI's taxonomy places the organism in Eukaryota, Metazoa, Chordata, Aves, Anseriformes, Anatidae. Gene Ontology annotation, biological process: regulation of centriole replication. Gene Ontology annotation, cellular component: centriole.
CGCGACCGUUGGCGGGCGGCUGGGGGCGGGGCUCUCCCCCCCCCUCCCCUCCCCUCAUGGCGGCCGCCGCCAUGUCGCUGUCCCCCGAGCGAGCCGCGGAGCUGCGGGAGCUCAUCCAGCGGCAGCUCCUCAAGAUGGAUGUCCACGGCAGGAUCAGAGAAGUUCUUGCUGAGACCAUACGUGAGGAGCUAGCACCUGAGCAUCAGCAGCUGUCCACAGAAGAUCUGAUAAAAGCCUUAAGGCAACGAGGAAUCGUUGAUGAUGUUAUGAAAGAACUUAAAUUUGUAACUGAUGUGAAUGAAAAGGAGAGGACUUCUGCUUCAAAACCAUCAACACAUUUUGUUGCUAGAGAACCACCAGUUCUGAAAAAAACUAACAUUGACCCAACACGAAGGUAUCUUUACCUUCAGGUUCUGGGUGGGAAAGCUUUUCUGGAACAUCUUCAGGAACCAGAUCCUCUGCCUGGCCAAAUCUGUUCUACUUUCACUCUGUGUUUACAUUUCCGAAAUCAGCGCUUCCGUUCUAAACCUGUUCCCUGUGCCUGUGAGCCGGACUUUAAUGAUGGUUUUUUACUUGAAGUACACAAGGAUAGCCUAGGUGAUGGAAGUAAAAUGGUGGAUGCAACCACCAUGUUAUCUAUAUGUGAUCCAGUGCACAUGGUUCUGAUCAAAACAGACACGUUUGGUGAGACAACCCUAGUAGCAUCCCAUUUCUUGGAGUGGCGAUCUGUCCUGGCUGCAGAGAACGGCAUAACAAACAUUGCUGUGGAACUCCUGGGUGUAGGUUCAGAAUCAAAGGUUUCUGUUGGUGUUUUGAACAUCAGACUUGAAAUGUAUCCACAACUCAGUAAGACGCUGUCUCCAGAAAUAACUAAUACUCAAUUUACUUUGGAACGUCAGAGGACAGCAGAAAAAGAACGACUGUUUCUUGUGUAUGCUAAACAGUGGUGGAGGGAAUACCUACAGAUUAGGCCUACACACAACACGAGGCUAGUAAAGAUCUUUGCACAGGAUGAAAAUGGAGUGAACCGUCCAGUGUGUUCGUAUGUCAGACCGCUUCGAGCAGGCCGCUUGCUAGACACACCUAGGCAAGCAGCGCGGUUUGUCAGUGUCCUGGGUUAUGAAAGAGCUCCUGUCAUUGGAGGAGGAGGUGGCAAACAGGAACAGUGGUGCACCCUUCUUGCUUUCAUAUGUAGAAACAAGGGUGACUGUGAAGAUCAUGCUAACCUUCUGUGCAGCCUUCUUCUUGGAUAUGGGUUGGAAGCCUUUGUGUGUGUGGGAACAAAAGCAAAAGGAGUCCCCCACACUUGGGUAAUGACUUGUGGAACCGACGGAACGAUUACCUUUUGGGAGAGCUUAACAGGGCAUAGGUAUAUCCACAGGCCUAUCAACCCUGAUGACCCUCCGCUAGUUGAACAACCCAAGCCAUUGUAUCCCUAUCGCACAAUAGGUUGUGUCUUCAACCAUCACAAGUUCUUUGGAAAUUGUCAGCCCACUGAUGCUGUGGAGGUCUGCGUGUUUGACCUGCAUGACGAGUCUAAAUGGAAGCCCAUGAGUGGAGAAGCAAUAAAAUCUGUCUGUUCUCCUGGAGCAGCAUCUUCAGUUCCCCCUUUUCCUCCUUUGUGUGCUUCUGCAAUAGAUGCUGCAGUAACAAGCAAUGAGAUAGAGUUGCAGCUGAGAUUACUGGUCUCAGAACACAGGAAGGAUCUUGGCCUUUCUACUGUUUGGGAUGACCAUCUAUCCUAUCUGUUGUCACCAGCGUUAGCAGCCUACGAGCUCGAACGUACCACGAGUAUUUCUGCUGGAAACGAAGAGUUUCAAGAUGCUGUACGAAGAGCAGUACCUGACGGUCACACAUUUAAAGGGUUUCCUAUCCAUUUUGUAUACAGAAAUGCCAGGAGAGCAUUUGCCACAUGUCUUCGGUCUCCUUUCUGUGAAGAAAUAAUCUGUUGUAGGGGUGACCAGGUGCGACUUGCAGUUCGUGUACGAGUGUUUACGUACCCUGAAUCCGCAUGUGCUGUUUGGAUCAUGUUUGCUUGUAAAUACCGCUCCGUCCUUUGAAAAACAAAAUCAUGCAUGCCUCUUUGGAUCUGCAAAAUAAUGUAUCUGCAUAUCAAAUGAUGCAAUUAAACUAAUAUUGUAUUUUUAUAUAGGUGCCACGGAUUUUGAAUACUGUAUUGUGUGAAGUGAAUUGUAUACAUGAUAAUAAUUGUAUUUAUAAAGAGAGUUUAUUUUAAUAAAAGCAACUUUAAUACUUACA